Closterium sp. Yama58-4 is the source of this 4038-nucleotide messenger RNA. Lineage: Eukaryota; Viridiplantae; Streptophyta; Zygnematophyceae; Desmidiales; Closteriaceae. The record is from the annotation of a GenBank genome assembly.
AUGGAGCGAGUAGGUUUUGUGGAGGAACUAGGGGUUGCGUUUGAAGCUCCCAAGACUCCUCAAGCGGAUGAUGAGAGUGGUGAGGUGAGGGAGUGGAAGAGAGGGAAACACGGAGAGGAGGAAGAAGAGGAGGAGGAUGAAGAGGAGGAAAAGAGGGAGCCAGAGCAGGAGGAAGAGGAGGAAAAGAAAGAGGUAGAGCAGGGAAGGGAGGAAGAAGUGAGCUGGCACAGUGAAAGCGGGAACGUUCUUGAAGAUGUCGCUGCUGAGGAAGUGGCAGCAGUGAUGGAAGGGGCAGCUGACGUGGCAACAGCUCAUUUGGGAGCUGAUGUGACGGCAGCUGAUGUGGCAGUUGACCUUGUGGCAGAAACAGCAAUAGAUCCAGCAUUGGAGGGAUCAACCGAUCUUCAAGCAGAGAUAGACGCGGAAGCAGGAGAAACUGAAGCUGAAGUAGCUGUAGGGACAGCAUCGGAAUCACAAUUAGGUGAAGAGACAGCAGGAUCCGAAGCAGGAGCAGGGCUAGAAACAGAGUUGAUAGCAGAAGCAGGAGAUGUGGCAGCAACCGAUCUUGUGGGAGAGAUAGAAGGAGAAGCAGAAGGAGAAGCUGAAGUUGUAGCUGCAGGGGAAACGUUGGGGUCAGAAGUAGGUGGAGAGGCAGCAGAAACAGAAGCAGGUGAAGAGUUGGAAGCAGAGAUAGCAGGCCGAGCAGUGGAGUUCGAAGCAGGAGCGGACUUAGGGGACGAAGUAGGUGCAGGGGCAGCAGAUUGGGAGUUAGAAGCAGGAGCAGAGCUGGUAGAGGUAGCAGCAGAAGCAGGGAAAGUAGAAGCACGAGUAGAUUUGCAAACAGAGUUAACAGCAGAAGCAGGCGGAUUGGAAGCAGGUGUAGAGCUCGAAGCAGAGUUAGCAGCGGUAGAAGCUGCGAUAGAGGCGGAGGAAGCUGCAGAAGCAGCAGAAUAUGAAGCAGGAGCAGGGAUUGAGGCAGUGGUAGCAGCAGGAGCUGAGGCUGAAGCAGAAAUGGGAAUGGAGAUAAGAGAGGGGGGAGCAGAAGCAGAAGAAGUUGACGUAGCAGCAAACGAGGAAGCCAUGCUGCAAGGAGAGGCUGGGGUGGAGGCAGAAGCACAAGCAGGAGCAGAAGAAUAUGAGUUUGCAGCAGAUGGAGCAGAGGAAACGGAGGUAAGAGCGGAGGAGGAAGAGGAAGGAGGAGAGGAAAUGGUGGGAGUAGGAGGAGUGGAGGUAGCGGUAGGAGGGGAGGAGGUGGAGGCAGGAGGAGAGGAGGUGGAGGUAGGAGGAGAGGAGGCAGAGGGAGCAGAGGACAUGGAGAUAAGAGAGGAGGAGGUAGAGGAAGGAGGAGAGGAAGCAGAGGGAGGAGAAGAGGAGGUGGAGGGAGGAGGAGAGGAGAGAGAGGUAAGAGGAGAGGAGGUGGAGAUAGGAGGAGAGGAGAUAGGAGGACAGGAGGUAGAGGGAGGAGCAGAGGAGGCAGAGAUAAAGGGUGAGGCAGAGGGAAAAGAUUCUUUGGCCAGGAUUGUUGAGGCAUAUGCUGCUGCUAGCGCUGCCAAUAGUAAGCCUGCUGCAGCGGCGGCUACUGAGGCACCUCAGAAGCUGGCAUGUGUUGCUGGUGCUGGUGGCUCGUUGUUGCCUCCAUUUGCUGAAGAGGCAGAAGGCAAAGACUCUUUGGCCAGGAUUGUUGAGGCGUAUGCUGCCUCUGGCGCUGCCAAUAGUAAGCCUGCUGCAGCGGCGGCUACUGAGGCGCCUCAGAAGUCGGCAUGUGCUGUUGGUGCUGCUGGUGCUGCUGGUGCUGUUGGUGCUGCUGGUGCUGCUGGCUCGUUGUUGCCUCCAUUUGCUGAAGAGGCAGAAGGCAAGGAUUCUUUGGUCAGGGUUGUAGAGGCAUAUGCUGCUGCUAGCGCUGCCAAUGGUAAGCCUGCUGCAGCGGCUGGCAUUGAGGCGCCUCAGAAGUCAGCAUAUGCUGCUGGUGCUUCCAACAAUAAGCCUGCUGCAUUGGCACUGGCGGCGGGAGAAGCAGUAGGGCUGGGUUCAGCAAGUGAGAUUGGGAAAGAGAUCAGGAGAGAUAAGUCAGUGUAUGGGGUCAAUGGAGGGGACUGGCAGGGUGGAGGAGUAAUUGGGCUGAUUCCCGAGGCUCCUCAAAAAACAGCUGCUGCUGAGAUAGAAGCAGGGAUUGGCGGAGUGGAGACGAUGGGUGGGGCUUUCAAGCAGGGAAGUGGAGGAGCUGGGGUCGGCAUUGAGGAAAUGGAGGAUGGUACCAGCACACAGGCUGACCUAGGGGAGGUUCGUGUGGGGGAGGUCCAUGUUGAGGAGGUUGUUGGAUCACCUGAGGAGGUUGUUGGAUCACCUGAGAAAAAACAUGAGGAGAAACAUGAGGAGAUCGGUUUCUACUUCCCUUAUUCUGACAGCUCACCUGAACGCCCUGACAGCUCAGCUGAACGCCCUGACAGCUCAGCUGACCACUCGGAUAGCUCACUCGAAGGUCCUGACAGCUCGUCGGAAGAUUCUGACAGCUCACCUGGCAAGGCGCUCAGCGAGCCACCUGAACUUUCACCUGAGGAAGCACCUGAGCCACAUGCUGCCAUUACGUUUGAGGCUCUCCAGGAAACACCUGAGGAUUGCAAAACUUCAUCUGAGAUUCUGAUUGCCGAUCUAUUUGGGCCUUCACCUGAAAAUUCACCUGAGCCAGGCUACUGGGCACCUGAAACAGAUGACCAGACGUUUGUGGAUGGGGGUGGUGCACCGGAUGCUGAUGCUGAUGCUGCUGCUGAUGCUGAUGCCAAGGCUGAUCCUUCACCUGAAUUUUCACCUGAAGAUGCUCGAGAGCUAGCCGCAUCCUCUCACCUACCUCCUACUGGCAGCAUGACUUCUUCUCUUCGCCCAUCUGUUUCCCCCCCAUCUUCCCAACCCCCCUCUUCCCACCCUCCAUCUUCCCACCAUCCAUCUUCCCACCUCCCCUCUUCCCACGCUCCAUCUUCCCUCCCCCCAUCUUCCCUUCCCCCUAGAGGCGCAGUAUCCCGCCUUCCCCCUAUAGGUGCAGUAGCAUCUCUUCCCCCCAUUGGCGCAGCAGCAUCUCUCCCCCCCAUAGGCGCAGCAGCAUCUCUCCCCCCCAUAGGCGCAGCAGCUUCUCUUCCCCCCAUCCUUCCCCACAUGCCCCACUCCUUCCCCUUUGCCCCCUUUCUCCCCUUCCCCCUUGGUCCCUUCCCUUCCCUUGGUUACAAUACGGGUUACCACCAUCUCUCUCCUGCUCAGAUGCACUUUCUUAGCAGAACUGCUGAAUUUGGAAACGUUUCCACUUUUGGAAAUGCUCCCAAUUGGGGAAAUGCUGGGCCUGGUACUGCUGGUGAGGGGAGGCGUUUUCCUGGUGCUGCUGGAGAGGGGAGGCGUUUUCCUGGUGCUGCUGGUGAGGGAAAUCGUUUUCCGGUUGACAAGGAGUGGCAGGGCAGGGCUAGCAAUAGCGAGUGGCAGGGCGGGGCUAGCAAGGAGUGGUUAGACGCUCCUCUGGUCUUUGGUCUGAACGUCAUUCCACCAGGGGCUAUUGUGAAGGAGACAGGUGAUGCAUCGGAGGCAGACGGGGUUUUUGAGGCGCCUCAAAAAUCUCCUCUGGUGUUUGGUCUGAACGUCAUUCCGCCAGGGGCUGUUCUGAAUGAGACAGGUGGUGCUGCAGCAGAGGCGGACAAGGAGGAUGGGGCGAAAGGGGACUGGUCUUUGGCGACUUUUGAGACGUCUCAAAAGGCAGAUAAGUCGGAAGCAGGUGUGAGUGUGCUGAACACGCUGCUUGGUUAUGGGACGGAUGAGGAGGGUGAAGAGGAAGAAGAGGAGGAGGAGGGAGGUGAGGGAGAGGAAGGUAAGGAGGGGGAAGGAGAGGAGGGACCAGGAAAGGAGCCUGGUGCUACUGAGGCUGCUGCCGCCCCUACAUCUGAGGUGCCUAUACAAUCAGUAGUGGCAGCAGCACCUGCCGUGGUCACUGCAACUGCUACUGCUUUUAAGGCGCCUUUAAAACAAGCGCUUAAGACAUCGGUAGUGGCAAUCGCGGAUUGA